This is a messenger RNA of Nothoprocta perdicaria, 511 nucleotides long. RefSeq names its product heat shock protein family B (small) member 7 (gene HSPB7). The record is from RefSeq and is a predicted model, not a curated record. The transcript has 3 exons. Lineage: Eukaryota; Metazoa; Chordata; Aves; Tinamiformes; Tinamidae. Gene Ontology annotation, cellular component: cytoplasm; nucleus. Bases 17 to 484 code for a protein of 155 amino acids. Gene Ontology annotation, biological process: heart development.
GCCCUCGCGGCGGUGCAUGAACUUGAAGUCCUCGGCGGCUUUCCGCUCGGAGCGCAGCUUCCACCGGAGCUCGUCGCCGUCUCCCGGCCGCCCCAUGGAGCUCUUCGGCACCUUCGUGCGGCCACGCGCGGAGCCGGCGGCAUUCCCAGGUAGCUCUCCCGCAGCCCGGCCGGGCACCGCGGGCAACGUCAAGACCCUGGGCGACACCUACCAGUUCACGGUGGACGUGAGCGACUUCGCACCCGAGGACAUCAUCGUCACCACCUCCAACAACCACAUCGAGGUGCACGCCGAGAAGCGCGCCGGCGACGGCACCGUCGUCAACACCUUCACGCACAAGUGCCAGCUGCCCGACGACGUGGAGCCCACGUCGGUGUCGUCGGCGCUGGCCGAGGACGGCUCGCUGACGGUGCGCGCGCGCCGCCAGCCCGCCCGGCACGCCGAGCACGUCCCGCAGACCUUCCGGACUGAGAUCAAGAUCUGAGCGCGCGGCGGGCCCCGCGGCCGCCCC